CACAACCUGAGCAUCCAAGAAAGCGUAACAAAUAACUUGUUGAAGAUUAUUUACUAUCACGAGGGUAAUAGAAAUAGAUUAUGGAGUUAGCUAGACAUUCAUUUCAACAACCAUUAAAUGUUGCUCCUAGUUUAUCAAAUGUUAAUAAAACGUCUGUAGUGCUUCAACAACAGUCAGUAAUUCAAUCAAAUCAGCAUCAACUACAGCAUCAACUGCAAAAUAUGCAUGAUGGGGGUAUUGAAGGAAAAAGAAGAGAAAUACUGGCUAGAAGACCAUCAUAUAGACGUAUACUUGAUGAUCUGGCAGGAGAUGGUCCAGUAAAAAUGGAAAAUUAUGAUGACACUGGCAGUAGUGGAGAGUCAAGUCCAAAUGGAAAUAAUGAAGAAGAUAUUAACGGUAUAAAUCAAAAUGCAAUUCAUCAAGAAAAACAAUAUCAAAAUAUACAUUUAAAUGGAAUUGUUUCAUCAGUUCAAGGUGGAGAAAAUUCAAUGAAUCAGUUACAUGAUUCUCAGCCCGGCGAUAACCAAUACAUAAUAACAACACAAGGACCUGACAAUAAAAUACAGGCCUACACAAUAAAAGGAACGCUUCCGAUGGGUUUAGAUAAUACGUCUUUAGCAUCGCCCCAUCAACUCGCAGAAGAAGCUACGAGAAAACGCGAGUUACGUCUUUAUAAAAAUCGUGAGGCCGCCAGGGAAUGUAGGCGGAAAAAAAAA
Molecule: messenger RNA, 716 nt
Organism: Hydra vulgaris (swiftwater hydra)
Lineage: Eukaryota; Metazoa; Cnidaria; Hydrozoa; Anthoathecata; Hydridae
Product: cyclic AMP-responsive element-binding protein
Biological process (GO): regulation of transcription by RNA polymerase II
Cellular component (GO): nucleus; transcription regulator complex
Molecular function (GO): DNA-binding transcription factor activity, RNA polymerase II-specific; protein binding; RNA polymerase II cis-regulatory region sequence-specific DNA binding
Source: RefSeq, marked provisional